Molecule: messenger RNA, 1602 nt
Organism: Cyprinodon variegatus (sheepshead minnow)
Lineage: Eukaryota; Metazoa; Chordata; Actinopteri; Cyprinodontiformes; Cyprinodontidae
Product: tripartite motif-containing protein 16-like
Exons: 1
Coding region: 178-1602 (474 amino acids)
Molecular function (GO): zinc ion binding; protein binding
Source: RefSeq, a predicted model, not a curated record
UCAAUAUCUGCUUUGAGGGUCAGAUUUUACUGAAAAACAGCUGGCUCUAAGUGAAGAGAGAAAAAAAAUCUGGAUGUGCACAGGAACCCAGUGGCAGCUCCAUGUGAGUACAGCUGUUCUCACUGUGAAUGAUCAGAUGUUCAGAAUGAGGCCUGUUCUGGUAAAACUGCUGAAUUAAUGGAAGCAACAACAGCAACAAGAGUUGGACCGAUACCAACUGAAGAUGUGGUCUGUGAUUCCUGCACAGGCCUGAAGCUCAAAGCCCUGAAGUCCUGUCUGGUGUGUCGGGUGUCCUACUGUGAGCUCCACCUGCAGCCUCAUUAUGUCUCCCCGGCUUUUGAAAAGCACAGACUAGUGGAACCUUUAAGAAACCUGCAGGAGAAGUUUUGUCUUCGCCAUGAUGAGGUGAUGAAGAUUUUCUGCCGCACUGAUCAGCAGGCCAUCUGUAUUUUUUGUCACAUGGACGAACACAAAGAUCAUGACACAGUAUGUGCAGCGACAGACAGGAAGGAGAGGCAGAUUGAAUGUCGGACAAAAGUCCAACAAAGAAUCCAGAAGAUUGAGAGAGAUGUAAAGGUGCUGCAGGCGGAGAUGGAUGCUAUAAAUCGCUCUGCAGAUGAAGCAGUUAAGGACUCCGAGAGGAUCUUCACUGAAUUAGUUCAUGUCAUCCAGCAGAGGAGCUCCGCUUUAAAGGAACAGAUCAGAUCCCAACAGAAAGUGGAGGUAAACCUUGUCAGAGAACAUCAGGUGAAGCUGGAGGAGAAGAUCACUGAACUACAAGAAAAGAAUGACGAACUGGAGCAGAUCUUACACACUGAUGACCACAUCCAGUUUUUACAAAGUUAUUCUGUGCUGACCAAUCUGAGUGAAUCAGUAGAGUCCCUAAGCAUCAAUAAUCUAUCUCUGGCGUAUUUCAAAGAGGUGACACACGCUGUGGCAGAAACCUGCAAAAAGGUCCAAGACGUUCUCACUGAGACAUGGCCAGAAAUCUUAUCAAAAGUGGUCAAAGUGGAGGCUUUACUGCCACAUCCGGAACCAAAGAGCAGAGAGGAAUUUUUAAGAUAUUCCUGUCGGCUCACGCUGGAUCCCAACACGGUGAACCCAUGGCUGGGGCUGUCUGAAGAUGGCAGGAAAGCAACAGUGAUGAAAGAGAAGCAGAAUUAUCCUGAUCACCCUGACAGAUUCACUGACUGGCUUCAGGCUCUGAGCAAAGAGAGCCUGACUGGGCGCUGCUACUGGGAGGUGGAAAGGGGCACGGGGGGGAUUUCAGUGGCUGUUGCGUACGAGGAUAUCAGCAGAACGGGGAAUGAAAGUGGGUUUGGAAACAACAACAAAUCCUGGACAUUUGGAUGUUUUGACGUUACUUAUUAUUUUAGGCAUAAUUUUGAAAAACUUUUACUCUCAGGUCCAAAGUCCUCUAAAAUAGGAGUUUUUCUGGAUCAAAGGGCAGGAAUUCUGUCAUUUUAUAGCAUCUCUGAUAAGAUGACACUUCUUCACAAAGUCAAGACCACUUUUACCCGGCCGCUGCGUGCAGGAAUUUGGGUUUAUUGGGUCGGAGACACAGCAGAGUUCCUUACACUAAAACAGACACAUGUACUUUAA